Messenger RNA from Perca fluviatilis (European perch), 2619 nucleotides. RefSeq names its product prepronociceptin a (gene pnoca). Gene Ontology annotation, biological process: neuropeptide signaling pathway; sensory perception; chemical synaptic transmission. The record is from RefSeq and is a predicted model, not a curated record. Gene Ontology annotation, cellular component: axon terminus; neuronal cell body; dendrite. The transcript has 3 exons. Gene Ontology annotation, molecular function: opioid receptor binding. NCBI's taxonomy places the organism in Eukaryota, Metazoa, Chordata, Actinopteri, Perciformes, Percidae. The coding region runs from base 153 to 887 and encodes 244 amino acids.
GUGAGACAGUUGUGAGUUGUCGGAUGACAAGACUAUAAAUCAGACCGGAACCUGCAUUUGAAUGUUCCUGUAAUUUUAACAGUACUUAUUCAUGGUUGACUACAGUUUUUUAAUCAACAACUUGAAGAUGGUCAUGAUCAGACGGUGGGACCAUGAAGACUGUGGUGGCUCUGCUGCUGCUCUGUCUGUGUGAUCCUGGACAGGGUGACUGCCAGGCAGACUGCAUGUCCUGCAGCAACGUCCUGCCCAAACAGCUCAGUUUCAACACAAUGGUGUGUCUCACUGAGUGCAAAGCUAAAGUCUCCCCAGCCUUCUCCUGGGACUUCUGUCGUAAGCUGCUGUCAUCGCCAAUCUUCUCUCUCACUGGUACCCUGCGGAAAAGAUCUCAGGAGGAGGUGGAGGCCCUGUUUCCUGAGGAGGAGAAAGUGGAAGGAGGACUACUGCUGCCCUUUGCAAUGCAGAGGUUCGAUCACGUGGCUCGGGCACUCGGGGUGGACGAGAGGGAUCUGGGUGGCAAGGGCAGUCAGCUAAACACUGCCUACAAUUCCCAGCAGGCCCUUUCUCUUGAGGAUGAGUAUGAUGAGGAGGCAGGGCAGGAAGAAGGGGCUGCUGACAUGGCAGCAAGAGGACAGAAUGAUGUAGGGCUAAGUGUCUCCAAGAGGUUCGGCGGCUUCGUCAAAGGCAGGCACGGCUACAGGAAGCAGAUGUAUCCAGGAAGAUCGUACCAGAAGAGGUAUGGCGGUUUCAUUGGCAUUCGCAAGUCAGCCCGCAAGUGGAACAACCAAAAACGUUUCAGCGAGUUGCUGAAACAGUAUCUGGGGAUGAGCACUAAGGCCACUGAGUUUAACAGCGUGUCAGAGGACCUCACCCAACAAAAUGAAGUUUAACAGAGUGAACCUUUACGCCACUGACAUCAAACUAUUUCCUGAUGUAUUUUCACUGAUCAUGUUUUGUAUUUCAUCGACAUGUCAAAACUUAACUGGUGUCACCAAAGUUGACCUAUUGAAUCUAGUAAUAAUAAGUAAUUUACCAAAAAGUGAAAACUAAGCCCGUAUUCUAUAACUCCCAUUGCAGGCCUCUUUGCCUCAGGACAUAAGAAUUGCCGUUUUUGUUUUCCAUCCCUUUUAAAUAUGAUGCAAACAAUUUUCCUUUAAUUAUGAGAACUUCUUCUAUAGACCGAAUCACCAUGAUGUCGCACCAACACAACAAUCACUUUCGGGUAGACAAAAAAGAAAAAUUGAUUUGAAUUGCAUUGGUAGGCCUAUGUGAAAUCAGCAAACUUUUUUUAUUUUGUUGUCAUUUUCAGCCGUUACUGUAAGUUUGAAGAUUAAUAGUUAACCACGUUGGUCUGACCUAGCUACAUCUCACAGCUGGUCGGACUAAGUGCUGCUUUUGGGUGGUAUCGUGUGGCCGACAGGUAAAUUAGGUCUCACGAAAGCAUCAAACAUGCAUUUGAGAUGAAUGAGAUGAGAGUAUAGCCAGUUGUUCCUCAUCCCCGUUUGCUCAGCGCCGUUAAAUUGUAUAUUAAACGGGACGCAGGAGUUUUCUACCCGGAAGUUAUUGGAAACAAACAUCGUGAUUGGGUCUAUACAUUCUCAAGUAACUGAACCCUCCAGUAAAAAUGUAGGGCCCCCUAAAAACUGCUCCUUCUGAGCUGUGAGACUAUAAUCCCUGGCAUCGUCCAGGGCCCCUGUCCAGCUCUGGGCACCCUGAGUCAAUCAGACCUCCCAUUCAGUGCCCUUGUGGGAUGUAACAGUUGAACGAUCAUGUUUCAUUUGAGCUGCCCAAAGCCCUUAUCCUCAUGAGCUUUGAAGUAAGCUCUCACUUUGGGAAUUCUUAGUAGUCCUGCAGUGGUAUGCAGUAAAAUAUAGGCUUUAUUUUACUGUUUAAUGGAAUCUGCAAGAUUAACGUUGGCAUAAAUAUUGCUUUUCAGAUUCCAUGUAUUAUAUAGUAUAUUUUACCAAUUAAUUACUGCGCUGGGUCAUUUGUAAAAAGUGCUAAAUCUUCUUAGAUUGAGGCCUCUAGCUUUGGUGGGUUACAUUACUGUUGAAAGUGUGGAAGAAGUCUAGCAUGACCGCUUUCUUUAUUCACAUCUUGUGGCAAAAUGCAGAACUCUGUCUCUUUGAAAGGACAAUACCAGUGUUUUUCCUGUUUUGCCAUUAUGGUUAGGGUAAUGUCUGCAGUAAUGUAAAGUAAAUUAUAUGUGAUUUGUGGUAAAUAAAUGAAAACAUGCAAAAGGAAAGCUAAAAGUCAUUGAUAUGUCACUGUACCAAAACACACCUGAGACAGAGCAACUGAGGCAGGUUUAAUGAAAAGAUCUAUCCUUCAUUCUGGUGCAAUGGUGAAGUGACAGACUGCACAGCACUCAAUAUUCAUAAAUAUAUAUGCUACUGAUCUGUCUGCCAAACUGAUGUUAUGUACAAGUGAGCUUCAUCUCUGAUUGGGUCUUGUAUCCAGAUGCCAGAUUCCUGUAUGUACAAACUAUUUGGUAUUUUUUCUUCGUUCAAACUGUAAUGGUGUGAAAAGUUGCCCACUAUGAGAACUUGUAAAUAGCUAAAUUUAAACAUGUCAAUAAAAAUAGUUUACUAUUUCCUUUGUGGCUUGUUAUGCAGCAACUGA